AUGCCUGCAAAGUCGCGAUUCACGAGGCUAGACGCCUUCGCCAAGACAGUCGAGGAUGCGCGCAUUCGCACCAAUUCCGGCGGUAUUAUCACAAUCGCUUCGUUGCUCGUGGUUCUCUGGCUGGUUUGGGGAGAAUGGGCAGAUUACCGUCGAGUUGUCGUUCACCCUGAGCUGAUUGUUGACAAAUCGAGAGGUGAAAGAAUGGAAAUUCAUUUGAAUAUGACAUUUCCCCGACUGCCUUGCCAACUUUUGACACUGGAUGUCAUGGAUGUAUCAGGCGAACAGCAAACCGGUGUUGCGCAUGGUGUGAACAAGGUUCGCCUGAGCCCGCCCUCCGAGGGAGGCAAGGACAUUGAUGUCCAGGCAUUGGAUCUCCACUCCCCCGCCGAUGCGGCCGCCCACUUGGCUCCGGACUACUGUGGUGAGUGUUAUGGAGCCGUCGCCCCCGCCAAUGCGAUCAAGGCAGGCUGCUGUAGCACUUGUGACGAGGUGCGCGAGGCAUACGCAGGAAAAUCAUGGGCCUUCGGUAUUGGCGACAAUGUAGAGCAAUGUACACGGGAGGGCUAUGGCGAGAAAUUGACUGCUCAGCGUCGCGAAGGUUGUCGCAUUGAAGGUGUUCUGCGCGUUAACAAGGUGGUUGGUAACUUCCACAUUGCACCUGGUCGCAGUUUCACAAAUAUGAACAUGCACGCCCAUGACCUGGAAAACUAUUACUUGGACAGUGUGUCGUCCCCCGAGAACAUGCACACCAUGACACAUCAGAUCCAUGAGCUCCGAUUCGGUCCCCAGCUCCCUGCUGAGCUCUCCGAGCGCUGGCAGUGGACCGAUGAUCACUAUAUGAACCCGCUUGAUGGUACUUCCCAAGCUACUGAGGUGCCAGACUACAACUUCAUGUACUUCCUGAAAAUCGUCUCGACAUCUUUCCUUCCUCUUGGAUGGGAUCCGACAUUCUCCUCCGCUAUCCACAGUGCCUACGACAAGGCCCCUCUUGGCUCCCACGGCCUUGCUUAUGGUUCCCAGGGCAGCAUCGAGGCUCACCAGUACUCCGUUACUUCUCACAAGCGUUCCCUCAAGGGUGGCAAUGAUGCUGCAGAGGGUCACGAGGAGCGUAUGCAUGCGGCCGGUGGUAUUCCUGGAGUUUUCUUCAACUACGAUAUCUCUCCCAUGAAGGUUAUCAACCGCGAAACUCGUCCUAAGACAUUCACUAGCUUCUUGACUGGUGUUUGUGCCAUUAUCGGUGGUACACUGACUGUCGCUGCGGCUUUGGAUCGUGGUUUCUAUGAGGGUGGUAUGCGCAUUAAGAAGAUUCACUCGAACUAG
Messenger RNA from Penicillium angulare, 1320 nucleotides. Its product is annotated as retrograde cargo receptor ERV46. Gene Ontology annotation, biological process: endoplasmic reticulum to Golgi vesicle-mediated transport; retrograde vesicle-mediated transport, Golgi to endoplasmic reticulum. The record is from RefSeq and is a predicted model, not a curated record. NCBI's taxonomy places the organism in Eukaryota, Fungi, Ascomycota, Eurotiomycetes, Eurotiales, Aspergillaceae. The coding region runs from base 1 to 1320 and encodes 439 amino acids. The transcript is spliced from 3 exons. Gene Ontology annotation, cellular component: COPII-coated ER to Golgi transport vesicle; endoplasmic reticulum; endoplasmic reticulum membrane.